Molecule: messenger RNA, 1426 nt
Organism: Protomyces lactucae-debilis
Lineage: Eukaryota; Fungi; Ascomycota; Taphrinomycetes; Taphrinales; Protomycetaceae
Product: Bystin-domain-containing protein
Exons: 1
Coding region: 88-1383 (431 amino acids)
Biological process (GO): rRNA processing
Cellular component (GO): cytoplasm; preribosome, small subunit precursor; nucleolus
Molecular function (GO): snoRNA binding
Source: RefSeq, a predicted model, not a curated record
CACCUGCGCCGCACUUUUGACCUUUUCAAAAAAGUUGAACUUGCACCAUUUGGCCAUCCGUCUGCAUUGCUUCCUCUGGUGACCAAGAUGCCCAAGGCUGUCAGACCUAAGCACGAUCCACUUGCAUCGCAGAUAUCAGCCGAAUCUAGCGUCAGAAAGUCGCUCGCAAAACAGUCAAGGGCCAAGCACAGCGAAAAGGAAGAGAAGGAAGAGACCUAUGUCGACCCAAAGAUGUCUAGAAAGAUCCUAGACUUGGCCAGGGCACAGCAGGAUGAGCUGGACAUCGAAGCUGGCUUCGUGGAUGAAGAGGAAGAUUUCCCUGCGCUGGGUGCGAAACGUGAUACCUUGAGCAACCCGCAACUAUCGCAUCGUGAGGCACCAGACAGUGAGGACGAGGAUUCUGAGUUUGAUGGCUUCGAUGAAGAAGAAGAGGUGGAAGAGGUGGAGAUUGAUGAAGAAGAUCAAGCCCUUUUUGAAAAGCUGAUGCCAACGAGUGCGCUACCACGGCAAUCCUUGGCUGACAUGAUUCUCGACAGAAUAGCGCAGCAUGAGGCGACAGAGCAGAGUAAGCCUGACACUGGCAGCGGUAACGCUGCAGGGCUUCCUCCAAAAGUUGUCGAAGUUUACACAAAGGUUGGCGUCCUGCUCUCUCGCUACAAGUCUGGCAAAUUACCAAAGGCCUUCAAGAUUAUUCCCUCCUUGCGCAACUGGGAGGACAUCCUCUUCCUGACGAGACCCGAUACGUGGUCACCCAAUGCACUGUACGAGGCUACACGACUAUUGGUCUCCAACUUGACUGCACAGCAAUGCCAAAAAUUCAUGACACAUAUCUUACUCGAGCGUGUCCGGGAAGACAUCUUUGAGAACAAGAAGCUCAAUUACCAUCUCUACAUGGCACUCAAAAAGGCGCUCUAUAAGCCAGCCGCAUUCUUCAAAGGCUUCCUGUUCCCACUGGUCCAAAGCGGGACCUGCACACUCAAGGAGGGUGCUAUCGUUGCCUCAGUGCUCAGCAAAGUAUCUGUUCCUGUUCUGCACUCUGCAGCUGCCCUACUUCGUCUUUCGGAAAUGGACUUUUCAGGUCCAGCGGCGCUGUUCAUUCGUGUUCUGCUCGACAAGAAGUAUGCCUUGCCAUUUAAAGUUGUCGAUGCGCUCGUUUUCCACUUUUUACGGUGGAAGCAGAUGGACAGACCAUUUGCGGUACUUGAGCAUCAGUCUUUGCUCGUCUUUACUCAGCGUUACAAGUACGAUAUGACUGUUGAGCAAAAGGAAGCGUUACUGGAAAUCGUUAGAGUCAAAGGGCACGACCAGAUUGGUCCUGAGAUUCGCAGGGAACUGCAGCAUUCCAUUUCACGCGGAGAUCCUGCCCUCCGGACAUUGACGUAGACAUGCAACUCUAGUAAUGUAUCAGCAAUUGCACGAAUCAGCG